This is a messenger RNA of Besnoitia besnoiti, 912 nucleotides long. RefSeq lists its product as uncharacterized. NCBI's taxonomy places the organism in Eukaryota, Apicomplexa, Conoidasida, Eucoccidiorida, Sarcocystidae. The record is from RefSeq and is a predicted model, not a curated record. The transcript has 5 exons. The coding region runs from base 1 to 912 and encodes 303 amino acids.
AUGACCGAGCUCUACGCCUUCCUCAACAAGCGGGCCGUCGCGGGACUUCCGAGUGAAGUCAGCCGAAAGGGAGCAGAAGCAGUCGCCCCGCUGCCUUGUUACACGCAGAUCACCGCCUCGCAGAUGCUCAAACAGUCGACAGUUCACACUUUUGCGGACGAGGAGAAGAACUUGAAGCAAACGGAGAGCCUGCUCAAAGCGUAUGAAGCAAAAAGACGAUUGGAGAUUCGCGCACGAGUCGAGGAGAAGAACGCAAGGUUUUAUUUGCCGAAGCCCGCGAAGCUGAGUGGUGACCACGCCGAGGCCGCGACUUCGAAGCGCGCCAAAAGAGUCGCGGAAGGAGUCAGGAAAACCUCCUGGCUGGCCCGUCUCCCGCCGGCGUCCGAGGCUCUCGCAGCAGCGGCCUCCAGACAGCCGAGUCGCCGCGUAUCCGAGGGCCGACGGCGGAGCAGCGGCAGCAGCUGCUGUGGAAGCACCAGCGGCUUUCCCUGCUCGCGACGCGCGCUGGCGGCAGCUCUUCAGCGGCGAUCGUUUGCUGGGCGGCGUCCAACAGAGAGCGACGCAGGCAGCAGCCAAGAAGUCGGCGACGUGCCCUCCGCGCGAUCGGGAAAUCUGUCGCAGACGUCUGGGCCGUUUCAGCUCUCAAGCCGCGAGGCGCAGAGCGUCCUUUCGCGGCGUGAGACUCGGAGCACUUGCCAGCGAAAUGAGGGAGACGAAAACGAGAUUCGGACGGAGAGAUACGUGGGCGCCCUGCUGGCUGCCCCAGACGAGGCGCUGACGCAGCGGCUAAUUGAGUUGCUGUACCUCCGCUUGUACGACCGCAACUUGAAGAUCGAGGAGGAAAUUCAGUCGCUCCUUUCCAAGAUUUACAGCGAAGGUGACUGCCAAGAACUCGACACCAUCCCGUGGUGA